Molecule: messenger RNA, 3020 nt
Organism: Cuscuta campestris
Lineage: Eukaryota; Viridiplantae; Streptophyta; Magnoliopsida; Solanales; Convolvulaceae
Source: the annotation of a GenBank genome assembly
CAUUGAAAAGUGUAGAUCGAUUGCUUGUGUUUAUAAGUUUAUUAGUUGGGUGUGAGGACUAAGGGGUAAAAUUGGAAUCACUGUAAAUGUUUUUAGUGGGUGAGACGGUUUGGCGGUUUAAUACCACAAAAUGUUAAAGAAUAAGUGGUUUGCGAUUGCUACACCGUCGAUUGAAGAGAAGGCAACAGAAAAGGAAGACCCUGAGGUUUCGAACAAGAAAUCACCUACUGGAUGUGCUACACCUAUCCAACCACAACCAGAUCUGGAGAUCGAGGAGUUGAUCGCGACAGAGGAAGAGGCUGAGGAUAAGUCUGAAGGAAAAAAAAGCUACGCUGAUGUUGUUGGUAUGCAGGAUGACCUGAAUUUUGCCCUGAAGUUUAUCCCGAUUGAAGAAAAUGAAGGCCAGCGUAUAAUCAAACUAACAACAGAGGAUGUGAUUGAACCGGGUAUGUACUGGGAAUCUGCACUGGUGUGUUGUAUCUUAGGAGCAAACCCCCCACUGGAAAUAGUUAAAGGAUUUUUAUCUAGAAUCUGGAAAGCAUAUGAAAUUGAUGACAUUUCAUUCUUAAGGGAGGGACAAUUUAUUGUUAGAUUCCAUAAAGUUGAGGACAGGGAUGAGAUCAUAAAGAAGAAGUACUACUUUAUGGACAACAAACCAGUAUUUGUUCAAAAGUGGUAUCCAGGAUGUAAAGUGAACCUGCUGGAAAGAAAGGACAUACCCAUAUGGAUUCAGUUCCCUGAUUUGGAGAUGAAAUAUUGGAGUCUCUCGGCAUUAAGCAAAUUGGGCAGCGCUAUUGGACAACCAAUCAGGAGGGAUAGGGCAACAGCUUCAAGAGUCAAAUGGUCCUAUGCCCGUAUUCAAGUUGAAGUCCAGAUUAACCAAACAUUUCCUGAUCAAAUUAAUUUCCUGAAUGAAGAGGGCAGAAUAAUAACCCAGAAGAUAAAGUAUGAAUGGGCUCCCACUGUUUGCUCACACUGUAAUAGAAUUGGUCAUGUGUUCGAGAUGUGUAGAAAGAGAAAUACUGAAAACACAAAGGGUACAGGAGGAAAGAAAAUUUGGAGACCUAAAACCACACCACAGGGGGGCAAGGAUGAAGCAGCACCACCCUCCAUACCCCAGAGAACUGAAACAGAAAAGGAAGAUAAUAAGAGGGAUAAGGAAAAUGUAGAGGCAAAGAAUCCAGAGAACUCUGAUGACUCAGGAUUCCUUGAGAUUUCAAAGAAAAAAGCUGCGAGGAGGAGGUCUUUGGAAGGUACAGAAGGGGAUUUUAAUACAGUUUUGAAACAGGAUGAGAAAAUUGGUGGCAAUCCUGUUAGUUGGGAGGAAGUGAGACCGUUCCAAGACUGUCUAAAUUUGUGUGGAUUAGAAGAUCUACCAUUUGAAGGACCUAGAUUCACAUGGACAAAUAACCAAGAUUAUGAUAAGCUCAUCUACUCCAAACUGGACAGAGUCUUGGGGAAUAUUAACUGGAUGUGCAAUUUUGAUCACAAGGUGUUUUUUAAAGAAAGGGGAAUCUCAGAUCAUUCUCCCAUGAUAAUACAGAAACUGGAACAAUUUAAAGCUGGACAUCACUUCAGAUUUUGUGACAUGUGGACCCUAGAUCCCCAAUUCCCUCUUCUAGUGGCUGAUGUUUGGGACCAGGAACACAAAGGUUAUCCUAUGUACCAAGUUAUUCAAAAAUUAAAGCAGCUCAAAGGCCCCCUGAAGAAGCUGAACAAAAGUAAGUUCCAAAAUUUGGAUUCCCAAAUUGGUCAAAUUAGAACUAAACUGCACAUUGUUCAGGCAGAUCAGAGGGCAAACAGUUCUAACACAAAUUUGGCAAAAUUUGAAAAAGAGUUGACUCAGGAGCUACACCAAAAACUCAGAGCUAACUUCCUCAUGAAAUGUCAACAAUCAAAGGCAGACUGGAUCACAUAUGGGGAUCAAGAUACUAAGCUUUUCCAUGCUUGGGUGAAGAAAAGGAGAGCCCAAACUCAUCUUACUGCGAUUGCUAAAGAGGAUGGAGAAGUAGUGGAGGGGAAAACCAAAGUGGCUAAAGUACUAGUAGAGUUCUAUCAAAAUCAACUAGGGAGGACAAUGGAGACUGAGGAUAUUAACCCGAACAUUAUCUCUAUGGGUAAUACACUAUCAAUUGAUCAGCAGAUGGCCUUGAUUGCUCCUAUAACCCCUGAUGAGAUAAAGACUAGUCUGUUUGAGAUUCCUAAUAAUAAAAGCCCGGGGCCAGAUGGUUUUAGCAGCGGAUUCUUUAAAAACCAAUGGAAGAAGGAGAUCUUGUGGAUCAAAUGGAUCCAUAAUAGGUACCUAAAAAACAGUGAUAUAUGGGAAUGCCAAAUCAAGACUGAUGACUGCUUCUAUUGGAAGAAAAUACUACAAACAAGAGAUUGCUUUGUGGAGAUGGGUAGAUCUAGCCCCUAUACUACUGAGGCUGGAUAUCAAUGGCUAUUGGGCCAAAGGCUGAAACCAGACUGGACUGGCUUGGUCUGGAAUAGGCUCUCACUUCCAAAACAUAAGUUCAUCCUAUGGCUCACCUGCAAGGAUAAGCUUCUGACCAAAGACAGAUUGAGGAGGUUUUAUCCUAUUGACACUCAAUGUUUAUUAUGCUCAAAUGGAGAGGAGGAUAGACAUCAUCUUUUCUGCAAUUGCCCUUACACUAGAGAGUUAUAUAAGAAGAUAUAUAAUUGGAGCCAUCAGCUAUUUGAGGGGCAAACCUUCGAAGAGAUUUGUGACCAAAUCCAGAAGAUAACACCAACUAAAAGAAGGAUGAAGCAAACAGCAGUGUUUGCAGCUUGUGUGUAUUACCUCUGGAAGGUUAGGAAUCUGGUCUUUCAUGAGAAUUCCUUAACCCCAACUGAAGAAGCCUUCAACUGGAUCAGAUACCAUGUUAGCACCUUCAUGAAUGCUAAAUAUAUGUAGUCCUUAUGUAAACUCAUAGCGGCUUGUGUUAUUAUUAGUCUAAGUGUUAGAGGCAGGUUUUGAAGCUUUGUAUUUUGUUUUCCCGUGCUGCUAUGCACUUAUGUCU